AUGAAUCCGAAUCGGACGAGGUUUUAUGAGGAGCUGGGGGAAGUGAUCCGCAGCGCGAAGUCCUUUCGCAAGCAAAGAGACUUCAACGCAAAACUACAAAAGGCCACCGAGGAGGAAUACAGAAUCAAACGAUUUGGACUUCGGAACCGGAAUGAAAACGGCAGUCGCCUCACUAGGCUGCAGUUCGUCACUCGCCUCUUUCAUGAGAAUUCUCAUUUUAUGAAGAAAAAUUAUCGUCGCUGGACAUGGGAAUCGCCGAACGGCAAGACUCGUGCGGAGAUCGACCACAUACUCACGAACCGAAGACACGACGCCAUGAUUUGGCGACCGUGGCAAGUUCUCGCGGUUCUGUAUGCGGUGCUGUCCAUUACAUUUGUGGACGCCAAUGAAUUCAUUAGCUCCGAUCACGUUGUAAAUACAACACUGGGUCAGAUUCGAGGUGUACCACAGAAUUUCGAAGACAAAAAAGUUACCGCUUUUCUUGGUGUGCCAUAUGGUCAACCACCGACUAGGAAACUACGAUUCAGCAACCCGAAGAUGGUGCUACCAUGGGAAGGUGUAAAGAAUGCUACAACACCGGCUCAGCCAUGCUUCCACUUCCCAGACAGUAAAUUUAAAGGAUUUCGUGGGUCAGAGAUGUGGAAUCCGAAAGGAAAUAUGACCGAGGAUUGCUUGAAUAUGAAUAUCUGGGUCCCACACGAUACCGAUGGUUCCGAUGGAUUGGACGUGAUUGUAUGGAUUUUCGGAGGCGGCUUCUUCACCGGAUCACCAUCUUUAGAUGUUUACAACGGUACUGCUCUAGCAGCCAGGAAACGUACCAUUGUUGUGAACAUAAACUAUCGAUUGGGUCCCUUCGGUUUCCUUUAUCUUGGUGAUGACUCUCGUGCACAAGGGAAUAUGGGACUGCAAGAUCAACAAGUUGCAUUGCGAUGGGUGCAUAAACAUAUAAGUUCCUUUGGUGGAAAUCCGAAAAGAGUUACUCUCUUCGGCGAAGCAUCAGGCUCUGCUUCAGCAACCGCUCAUCUAGCAGCACCGGGAAGCUAUAAGUUUUUCAAUAAAAUAAUUGGCAAUGGUGGCACAAUCAUGAAUAGUUGGGCCAGUAGAACAAACACAUCGAUGUUUGAGCUGUCAAUGAAACUGGCUGAACAGUUGAACUGUACCAAGAAUGGAGAAGAACCGACUACUGUACAUCGCUGUUUGGUUGACCGUCCAGCAGAUGUGGUUCUAAAAGAGGCCGCUGUUGUGUCUCUUCAAAUUGGCCUUGUGCUGACGUUUGCUUUCAUACCCAUCACUUCUGAUAGGAACUUCUUCAAGGGGAAUGUCUUUGAUCGUCUCCGAGGUAAAGACAUUAAGAAGAAUGUAUCCAUUGUUCUUGGUACCGUAAAAGACGAAGCAACCUUCUUUUUACCAUACUACUUUGGUCAGAAUGGUUUCUCGUUCAAUAACUCAUUCUCAGCAGAUGGGGAAGAAAACAGAGCAGUCAUAAAUAUAUCACAGUAUAAUUAUGCGAUGAAUGCAACUGCGCCUUCCCUAGGGGAAUCACUGGAACCACUUUUAGAAGCCUAUAAGAAUGUGUCGACGCAAAAAGAAGAAGGCGAAAGAUUACGCGAUGGUGUUGGUCGAUUCAUGGGCGACUACUUCUAUACCUGCAGCGUCAUUGAUUUCGCUAAUAUCGUCUCAGACAUUAUUAAUGGAUCUUUGUAUAUGUAUUACUUUACUAAGAGGUCAGUGGCAAAUCCUUGGCCAGAGUGGAUGGGUGUAAUGCAUGGUUAUGAAAUAGAAUACGAAUUUGGACAGCCUUUCCUAAAUUCAUCACUGUACAAGGGAAAACUUAAAAACGAAAAGAUCUUCUCGAAAAAUAUCAUGCGUUUUUGGAAACAUUUCAUCAAGACUGGUGUCCCUGUCGAUUUUUGGCCGAAAUACGAUCGAAAGGAGCGGAAAGCGCUCGUACUUGGCGAGGAAAGCGUGAACAAUUCUUACCCUAAUAUGACCAAUGUUCAUGGACCGUACUGUGAACUGAUCGAAGAAGCAAAGGCGUCUACAAAUAAUGGACUCACCUUGAAGAAAUACAUUGAAGGGAAGAUAAAAAAUAACGAAACGAACGUAUUUUGA
Molecule: messenger RNA, 2112 nt
Organism: Necator americanus (New World hookworm)
Lineage: Eukaryota; Metazoa; Nematoda; Chromadorea; Rhabditida; Ancylostomatidae
Exons: 17
Coding region: 1-2112 (703 amino acids)
Biological process (GO): acetylcholine catabolic process; choline metabolic process
Cellular component (GO): plasma membrane
Molecular function (GO): acetylcholinesterase activity
Source: RefSeq, a predicted model, not a curated record